AUGUUGUGUGAGAGGCGGUCACCUACACCAAUAGACCACUCUCACCAUGGUGGUGAUCGAAACCGACAUCUGUUGUGUGAGAGGCGGUCACCUACACCACUAGACCACUCUCGCCAUGAUGGUGAUCGAAACCGACACCGGUUGUGCGAGAGACGGUCACCUACACCACUAGACCACUCCCGCCAUGAUGGUGAUCGAAACCGACAUCUGUUGUGUAAGAGGCGGCCACCUACACCACUAGACCACUCCCGCCAUGAUGGUUAUCGAAGCCGACACCUGUUGUGUAAGAGGCCGACACCUACAACACUAGACCACUCCCACCAUGAUGGUGAUCGAAACCGACAUCUGUUGUGUAAGAGGCGGCCACCUACACCACUAGACCACCCCCGCCAUGAUGGUGAUCGAAGCCGACACCUUUUGUGUAAGAGGCAGCUACCUACACCACUAGACCACUCCCGCCAUGAUGACCACUCUCACCAUGGCGGUGAUCGAUGCAUACACCUGUUUGGUGAGAGGCGGCCACCUUCACCACUAGACCACUUUCACCAUGGUGGUGAUCGAAACCGACAUCUGUUGGGUGAUAGGCGGUCACCUACACCACUAGGCCACUCUCACCAUGGUGAUGAUCGUUACCGCCACCUGUUGUGUAAGAGGCGGUCACCUACACCACUAGACCACUCUCACCAUAGUGAUGAUCGUUACCGCCACCUGUUGUGUAAGAGGCGGUCACCAAGACCACUAGACCACUCUCACCAUGGCGGUGAUCGAAGCCGACACCUGUUUGGUGAGAGGCGGCUACCCUUACCACUAGACCACUUUCACCAUGGAGAUGAUCGAAGCCGACACCUGUUUGGUGAGAGGCGGCUACCUUUACAACUAGACCACUCUCACCAUGGAGAUGAUCGAAGCCCACACCUGUUUGGUGAGAGGCGGCUACCUUUACCACUAGACCACUCUCACCAUGGUGAUGAUCGAAGCCGACACCUGUUUGGUGAGAGGCGGCUACCUUUACCACUAGACCACUCUCACCAUGGAGAUGAUCGAAGCCGACACCUGUUUGGUGAGAGGCGGCUACCUUUACCACUAGACCACUCUCACCAUGGAGAUGAUCGAAGCCGACACCUGUUUGGUGAGAGGCGGCUACCUUUACCACUAGACCACUCUCACCAUGGUGAUGAUCGAAGCCGACACCUGUUUGGUGAGAGGCGGCUACCUUUACCACUAGACCUCAAUGGCAACGUGUAA
Molecule: messenger RNA, 1245 nt
Organism: Mya arenaria
Lineage: Eukaryota; Metazoa; Mollusca; Bivalvia; Myida; Myidae
Product: histidine-rich glycoprotein-like
Exons: 2
Coding region: 1-1245 (414 amino acids)
Source: RefSeq, a predicted model, not a curated record